This is a messenger RNA of Ascochyta rabiei, 1926 nucleotides long. RefSeq names its product Transmembrane 9 super member 2. Bases 1 to 1926 code for a protein of 641 amino acids. Gene Ontology annotation, biological process: vacuolar transport; protein localization to membrane. The record is from RefSeq and is a predicted model, not a curated record. Lineage: Eukaryota; Fungi; Ascomycota; Dothideomycetes; Pleosporales; Didymellaceae. Gene Ontology annotation, cellular component: fungal-type vacuole membrane; endosome. The transcript has 2 exons.
AUGCGGCGACUCGACAUAUCAGUAUCUGGCACUGUCCUUGCAUCGCUGCUAACGCUUGCGCCAUUACCAGCGGCCGCGUUCUACUUUCCCGGAACUGCGCCUACAUCUUAUAAAGUUGGAGAUGCAGUACCACUAUUUGUCAAUCACUUGACGCCUGCAGACUCCCAAAACGAUCCCAAACUACGAUCCGUAUUCUCGUUCGACUACUACCACGAACCCUUCCACUUCUGCCAACCGAAAGAUGGACCAAAGUACAUCAAGGAGAGCCUGGGGAGUAUAUUGUUCGGUGACCGUAUACAGGACAGCCCUUUCGAGCUGAAGAUGGGGGUAAACGAGACGUGCAAAGCACUUUGUGGACCACAGGAAUACGACUCGAGAGACGCUGUGUUUGUCAACAGCAAGAUCAAGCAAGGAUAUGACUUGAAUUGGCUGAUAGAUGGACUGCCUGCGGCGCAACUGUUAAAGGAUCCCAACUCAGACCUACCCUUCUACAGUCCUGGUUUCGCGCUAGGAUUGGUCGAUGGGGAGAACCCCAUUUUCAACAAUCACUACGACAUUGUUAUCGACUAUCACGAGGCAGGGCCAGACAACUACCGAGUCGUCGGUGUACUUGUGGAUCCAUACUCGAUGAAGGACCCCAAACAAUCCGAGUGCCAGAGCGCACAAACACCAGUUAUACUAAACGAAGACAAGGGCGACAAGGUAGACUUUACAUACAGCGUAUACUGGCGCCUUAGCCCCACGCCGUUUGCGACACGCUGGGACAAGUACCUCCACGUCUACGACCCCAGGAUUCAUUGGUUCUCCCUUAUCAAUUCAGCUGUUAUCGUUGUUUUUCUGGUCGGCAUGGUCAGCACGAUUCUGGUGCGCACGCUCAGGAAAGACAUUGCAAGAUACAACCGCCUGGACCAAUUUGCGCUCGACGACUUUGGUGAUAAUGGCGACGUCGAGGACGGCGUAGCUGAGGAUUCAGGCUGGAAGCUGGUACACGGCGAUGUCUUCAGGCCGCCUAAAAGCCCUCUCUUCCUCUCCGUCUUACUCGGCAAUGGAGCACAGCUGUUCGCCAUGACAGCUCUGACUAUUGCAUUUGCCCUCCUCGGUUUCCUGUCUCCAAGCAACCGCGGCGCCCUCGGGACUGUCAUCAUCAUUUUCUACACGCUCUUCGGCUUCAUUGGCGGUUAUGUCUCCUCUCGGAUUUACAAGUUCUUCCAUGGCGAGAAGUGGAAGCUCUGCUUUUUCUACACACCGUUCGCUCUUCCUGUCGUCGUCUUCGCAACCUUCUUCCUUCUCAAUCUCUUCGUCUGGGGCCGUGGCGCAUCCGGAGCUGUCCCAUUCACGACCAUGCUCGUCAUUGUCAUCAUCUGGUUCGUUAUAUCUGUUCCCCUCAGCUUCGCAGGAUCCUGGGUCGGCUUCAAGCAAGGCGCCAUCGAGCCUCCUGUCCGUACCAACCAGAUUCCUCGUCAGAUCCCGCCUUCUGGAGGCUAUCUCCGUCCUCUCCCCUCCAUGGCGCUCGCAGGUGUCCUCCCCUUCGGUGCCAUCUUCGUUGAGCUGUACUUCAUCAUGAACUCUAUCUGGUUCAACAAAGUGUACUACAUGUUCGGUUUCCUGUUCAUCUGCUUUGGACUCAUGAUCAUGACUUCCGCCGCCGUUACAGUCCUUAUGAUCUACUUCUUGCUUUGUGCGGAGAACUACCACUGGCAGUGGCGCAGUUUCUUCACAGCAGGCGCGAGUGCGUUCUAUGUCUUUGCUAGUUGCUUGCUUUACUGGGUCAAGGAUGUCAGUUUCUUGAGCUGGACGAGUGGGGUUGUCUAUCUGGGAUACUCGGCGUUGCUGAGUUUGUUGGUCUUUGUCCUGACUGGCACCAUCGGCUUCUUCGCGAGCUGGCUGUUCACGCUCAGGAUCUACAGGUCAAUCAAGGUGGACUAA